Messenger RNA from Calypte anna (Anna's hummingbird), 3921 nucleotides. RefSeq names its product solute carrier family 26 member 5 (gene SLC26A5). The transcript is spliced from 19 exons. Bases 199 to 2442 code for a protein of 747 amino acids. Gene Ontology annotation, molecular function: bicarbonate transmembrane transporter activity; oxalate transmembrane transporter activity; chloride transmembrane transporter activity. Gene Ontology annotation, biological process: transmembrane transport. Gene Ontology annotation, cellular component: membrane. The record is from RefSeq and is a predicted model, not a curated record. Lineage: Eukaryota; Metazoa; Chordata; Aves; Apodiformes; Trochilidae.
GGGGAGGGGGAGGCGGUGGGGGUUGCCGGGGCGCCGCUGCCCGCCCCGCGCCCCUUGCGCUCACCUUGGUGUUGGAGGGGAGGUGCGCGGCAGCCGGUGUUGGAAGGAGAUAGCGCCUGGAGGUGAGGGGAGCGCGGCCGGAGUGGUGUAGGUUUUUUAUUGGAGGCUGUGGAACUGUUCUUUCUUGGCUCCUGGUCCAUGAGAUCAACUAUGGAACAUGAUCAAGAACAUGAAUCAUGUUGUGAGCAAACCCAGAGGUACUGUGUGGAGAGGCCAAUCUACAACCAAGAGCUCUUGCAAGGACAUCUGCACCGCCGAGAAAGAGCACCUCAGACUCUAGGGCAGAGGAUUGCACAGUCGUGUCGUUGUUCAUCUAAGAAACUCAAGUCUCGUCUUUACAGUUGCUUACCAAUUUUACAAUGGCUUCCUCGUUACCCAGUGAAGGAAUACUUACUAGGGGACAUUAUCUCAGGUAUAAGCACUGGGGUUAUGCAGCUUCCUCAAGGUUUGGCAUAUGCUUUGCUGGCAGCUGUUCCCCCCGUAUUUGGCCUAUAUUCUUCAUUUUAUCCUGUCUUUCUGUAUACUUUUUUUGGAACCUCCAAGCACAUAUCAAUAGGCACUUUUGCUGUGAUUAGUAUGAUGGUUGGUGGUGUUGCUGUGAGAGAAGUGCCUGAUGAAAUUAUUUCUACAGGCUAUAAUUGCACUAACAUUACAGAUUCCCUUGACUGUUACUCUGCCAGGGAUGAAAAGAGGGUCCAGGUAGCUGUGACUCUCGGCUUUCUUUCAGGAAUUAUCCAGUUGUGUUUAGGUCUCCUUCGAUUUGGAUUUGUAGCCAUCUACCUAACAGAGCCCCUAGUGCGGGGAUUUACUACUGCUGCUGCAGUCCAUGUCUUCACUUCUCAGUUAAAGUAUCUCCUGGGCAUUAAAACUAGCAGAUACAGUGGACCCCUCUCAGUUGUGUAUAGCAUAGCAGCUGUGCUUUCAAAAAUAACAACAACCAAUAUUGCUGCAUUGAUUGUUGGAUUAAUAUGCAUUGUUCUGCUGUUGAUUGGCAAGGAAAUCAAUCUCCGGUUUAAGAAGCAGCUUCCAGUUCCUAUUCCUAUGGAGAUCAUUGUGGUAAUUAUUGGCACAGGAGUUUCAGCUGGAAUGAAUCUGAGUGAAUCAUACAAAGUGGAUGUUGUUGGUAAUAUUCCUCAAGGGUUACGUGCACCAGCAGUUCCUGAGCUCCAUCUCAUCCCAGCAGUAUUUGUGGAUGCAAUAGCAAUAGCAAUAGUUGGAUUUUCAAUGGCUGUAUCAAUGGCCAAGAUCUUUGCCCUUAAACACGGUUACGACAUUGAUGGGAAUCAGGAACUUAUUGCCUUGGGAAUAUGCAACUCUGUGGGGUCAUUUUUCCAGAGCUUUUCAAUCACUUGCUCAAUGUCUCGGAGUCUUGUUCAGGAAAGCACUGGUGGGAAAACUCAGAUUGCAGGUACUCUCUCUUCAAUUAUGGUUCUGUUGGUAAUUGUGGCUAUUGGAUACCUCUUUGAACCACUUCCACAGACAGUGCUAGCUGCCAUUGUCAUGGUGAACCUGAAAGGAAUGUUUAAACAGUUUGGAGAUGUUGCACACUUCUGGAGAACCAGUAAGAUUGAGCUGGCCAUCUGGGUCGUAGCUUUUGUGGCUUCACUUUUCCUGGGACUAGACUAUGGUUUGCUCUCUGCAGUAGCAUUUGCAAUGAUAACUGUUAUUUACAGAACACAAAGCCCUCAGUACAGAAUCCUUGGUCAGAUUCCUGACACUGACAUCUACUGUGAUGUGGAAGAGUAUGAAGAGGUUAAAGAAUAUCCUGGAAUAAAAAUAUUUCAAGCUAAUGCACCACUUUAUUUUGCCAAUAGUGAGUCAUAUACAAGUGCACUGAAGAAAAAGACUGAAGUAGACCCAUGUGCCAUAUUAGCAGCAAGGAGAAAAGCCCAGAAGAGGCAUGCCAGGGAAAUAAAGAAGGCAAAUAAACCCAGAAAGAAAGCUGUGCUGAAGCUAAUGAAUUCUUCGAAUAAGGACAUGGAAGCAAGUGUAAAGCAUGAGAUAGCAAAUGAGGAGUUACCUGUAAAUGGAAAAUUUGCAUCUGCAGUGUCUGGUUUACAAGACACAUCUGAUGACUGUGAACGCUUUGUGGAGCCCAAGGCAAACAUCCACUCUCUAGUUCUGGAUUUCACCCCAGUGAACUUUGUGGAUUCAGUUGGAGCAAAAACAUUAAAAUCAAUUAUAAAAGAAUACAAAGAAGUUGGUGUCGGUGUCUGUAUUGCCUGCUGUAGUGGCCCUGUGCUGACUGAGCUGACAAGACUGAAUUUUUUUGAUAACACUGUAACAAGAGAGCUGCUGUUUCACAGUAUCCACGAUGCUGUCCUUGCCUGCCAAGUGAAAGCCAGAUCUAUUUCACAGACUGACUUUGAAGAGCAGCAUUGAUGCUGACGGGAAACUCUUACUGAAUAUUUAAUCUGCACAGUUUAAGAAGAGCUGAAGGCUGUUUGUAUCUACGGGUAUAGGGUGAUGCUUGAUUUCCAUUGGAAGAGUGGAUAAAGAAUUAGAAGCCUUCAUUCUCUUGAAUUUUUUCCUUCAGUCAGGGUAUAGCCUUUCAACAACAUACAAGCACAAAAUUAUCCAAGACAAGAAAAUUCAGUGUAUUCUGCUACAAUCAUAAUCUGAUAGGCAAGGUAACAUUCCUAUUCCUGCUGAGAAAAUGGGCACUUUAACUCACUAUGAGGUGGGAUCUUGCAGGAAAUAACUGUUCUGCAAUUGCAACGCACUGUACCAGUGUCUUUAAAGAACUUGGUUAGAUGGCUUUUAAAGCCUGAUGUCAGCAUCUGCAUACAAAAGAUUCAUAUAAAUUAUGAUAAUCUGCCAUCUGGAUUGGUGGAUUCACACUGGUGGCGUUUGGCUGCUACUCUUUAUAAACAUGAAUGGUACAGUUGUGCUUUUUUAACAUCUAACCUGUCUAAACUAUACUGAACUUUUCAUUGCCAGAAUGUUCCCUCUCUAGGGGAACUUCAAAUUAGAAACCAUAACUUUUAAUUAUUACAUGAGUAAUAUGACACUUUCACUGCCAAAACCUAAUGAAACUUUCUAGAAAAGAAUACAGUUGAACUUAAGCUAAAAUAAGUUUAGCUUCAGAGUUUGAAGAGGAAAUUGGUUUGAGGCAGGAGUGAAGCCUGUUAAAAUUAAAUUUACAACGAUGCCCUGUCUCUUAAGAUGGGAUAAAAAUGCAGAUGAAGGCUAAAGACUCAGUGGUCAAAAAAAAAUCUGUUUCUAUACAUAUCUAUAUCUAUAACUGAGAUAGAUAUCUUCCUACCAGCAGUGCUGUUUCUGCCUCAGCUUUUAAGUGCUUUUUGAAAUAGGUUUUAGCAAAACUCAAAGAUGUUACAUUUGGGUUUUUUUUUUCUUAAGGAAAUAGUAGGGGGGGUGUUGUGGUUUUGGGUUUUUUUCUUCCCCCUUUUCACAACCUGACUGCUGUGGUACUGCCUCCCUUCAGGUGUGAGACAAAACUAUGGAAAUAUAACUCAAGCCAAAGAAAAAAAUUGUCAUUGCCUGUAUCUCCCUAACAACAAUCACUGAUUCUGAGCAGAGAAAGGACCUCAAAGUGUUUCUGUGUAGGUUACAUCCACAGCACAAGGGACCUGGAGCAUCAGUGACAUUUCACUUAGGACCCCCAAAUCAAAGGUCCAGUGCAUAAGGGAAUUCAGACAGCUUCUCUUCUGAUUGCAGAACUUUAUACGUUUUGGGUUGUUUUGGUUUUUUUCCUUCAAGCCCUUUUGUGAUUAGAGCUUGCUUCAGGUAAACUGAGUUUCCCAGAACUGGGGGCAGAAUUUUGCUUUUCUUCAGACUCCCCUGCCAAUAGGGAUAGGAAGCUUUCUGCAUCAGAAAUUACAGCUUAGCUGGAGUUCAACA